AGACCUUUUAGCUGUACUCAUGUUUGACAAACAUGAAUCGAAAAGGACUUUGACUAAAUGCGUGUUGUGAUGAUGUCACAUGACACAUCUUGGCCCAAAUCUGUGGAAAAUCUUCUGUAUUUUUAAAAAGAGCAAUAUCCUGCGAAUACUGCAGCGUUCGAUUGAGUCGCAAAAUCCUGGAGGGACCGGAUAGUGGCGUUAUUCUUAUUCAGGUUCAACUCUGAGUUUAAUGGUCCACUUACCCAGCAGCAAUUUCAGCCUUAAUAGUCAAGUUACUCACGCUAGAAUGUCUCAUUGUGAACACACUCAACAUUGUUACCAUGUGCAUGGUGUGUCUUGGCAACAGGUUGGCGGAGUGAGACAUGGAGUCACGCAGCCAGGUAGCAUUCAAUCUUCUUUUAAUAACCUAUACUUUUUUUAAGUCAAAAUGUUUUUAAAGUUCAUUUUCAUUUGGCAUGUCAGCUUCAUAUUUUGCAGGAAAACAGUGACCCACUGCACAGCUUAAAACGUGUCCAUGUCAGCGAACUUUAUCUUGCAAGAAGGUAAUACUUCUGUCAGAUGUGUAUGUUUUUGAAAACCAUGACAGUAUACACUCUUUAAAAAAAUAAAAUAAAUAAUAAUUUAAAAAAAAAAACACGUUUACAAUCUAGUACACUGAAAGCGUAAAGUCAUAUAAAGAGACAUAGAAAUGAUUCCAAGUAGAAAUGUUAACCAGCAAGACCACCCUGGAGAAACCCUGAUUUCUAAGGUCAUGACUAGGUUCAACAUUGAACAUCAGUGGAAUAUUAGCUUCAACUUUGUAAUAUUGUUUUAUUCCUCUCGCAGGCAGCUCACAGAUGUUCCAGAUUUGUCUAGAUUCACCCAACUGAGAUACAUCUGGCUUAAUAAUAACAGGAUCAGGCUCAUUCAUGGACCUGUGUUUCACUGCUGUUUAGCAGAGCUGUACCUCCAAAACAAUGAGAUUAGCUCAAUCACAGGGGCUCUGAGGCACUUGAGGUGUCUGCGAGUGCUGCAGCUUCACAAUAACCACCUGUUUAAUCUGGAGGAAACCGUGGCUGAACUGAGAAACAUGCAGCAACUCCAAACACUCAAUUUGUUCCUGAAUCCCUUUACACAAGACCCCCUGUAUUGGGAAUACACAGUCCAUCGCUUGCCCUCUGUUCAAUUAUUAGACAGAAAAGAGGUGAGACAGGAGGACAGGAGACAUGCCUUUAAACUCUUCAGUCCUGAGCGACAGACAAUUCAUGACAGACUUGCCUUCGGCAGACGAGCACUGACGGAAAAGAAAAUGACUCAAGACGCACAACGAGGUAUUAAAACUGUACUGAAACAAUGCCCAUUUGAUGAGAUCGAGGACCUCUGUGAGCGCAGGGCCAUGCAGAGCUCCAUCAUGCAGUUCUCUAUUCUGGACUGGAGCAGCGUGAGAAGAGCUCAGCAGCAACCCCUGGAGGAGCAGAGUUCAAUUGCAGCCAAGAUCCUUACUGUCAAAUUCAGAUAAUACACACGACUUCCAAGUGUGGUUUCUUUACCUCCAUCUUAAACCUAGUAAAUGCAAAUAAGCAGUUUUAAUUCAUUAUUCAGGUGUGUGACCUGUUUCCCUGCAUCUUAGUUAUGGGA
This is a messenger RNA of Ictalurus punctatus (channel catfish), 1617 nucleotides long. Its product is annotated as leucine-rich repeat-containing protein 72. Gene Ontology annotation, molecular function: protein binding. Bases 689 to 1498 code for a protein of 269 amino acids. The transcript has 6 exons. The record is from RefSeq and is a predicted model, not a curated record. NCBI's taxonomy places the organism in Eukaryota, Metazoa, Chordata, Actinopteri, Siluriformes, Ictaluridae.